Molecule: messenger RNA, 2889 nt
Organism: Bathycoccus prasinos
Lineage: Eukaryota; Viridiplantae; Chlorophyta; Mamiellophyceae; Mamiellales; Bathycoccaceae
Exons: 1
Coding region: 1-2889 (962 amino acids)
Source: RefSeq, a predicted model, not a curated record
AUGCGCGACGCACACGUGCCUUUCUCGCACUUCUCGCCGAAUACGCCUCGAAAAUCACGUUUCGGUGAAUGUUUUGGGUUGCAGCCGCCGCUCCUCGUGGGAGGAAGCAGUCGCCGACCGAUACCGUCCUCGGCGACUCUGAAAGAAGACGAGGAAAAAAGAACAAAAAACGACGCCAAGUCCUCUCUCGCGUCGUUGCCGAUAGACGUCGGCGUGAUCAUCGUUUCGAAAUUACCGGUGAAAUCGAAAGCGCACUUAACCAUGCUCGAGAACAAGGAGCUAGCGAGGUGGGUCAGACAAGGCUUGUUCGAGGAGAGCUCGAAGUGCGCGAAGGAGUUAUCGAAGAAAAGCGGCAAAAAGCAGCUUUUGCAAAAAGCGGUGUAUUUCUCUCCUUUUCGAGAGGAAACUUCCGCGAGGGGUGUUUUCGCCGAAGCGACGGACGAGGACGUGCAACUGUACGUCAAAUCGAUGGCGGAGAGGUGCGAGAUUUCGAAGCACAUGCGAGGGAGCUUAGUCGCCGGGUUGUUGAACUCUUCCGAGUGCGGAAGGAGAGGAAAGGACCGGGUCUCGGAGAUGGCGAAGCUACCGAUGGGUCUGAGACGGUUGAAACAGUUGACGAAGGCGACCGAGAGAAAGUACGCGGAAGUUGCAGGUGUGGAGGAAGAUGAAGAGGAAGAACGCGAAGAUGGACAGGAGGAGGAAGAAGGGAUUGAUUUGUAUGUUGAAGAAGAUGACGACGAAGGGAAUAACGAACUGGACGACGAGGAUGAGAAAGAGUUUUCAGUUAUCGAGGGCGACGCGCUCAGAAGGGAGUGCGAAAACUUACGAGCGGUUGUUGAAAAGUGGUCGCCGGAGGACAUCGGCGAGACCUUAGCGAUCGUGUUGGAGAAGGAGUUGCAGACGUUUCGAACGACUAAAGAGGCUAGAGACAGAACGGGAGAGGAGGAAGUGAGACGAAUGCUUGAACAAGAAUGCGAGAAGAGGCGAAAGAAGGAGGAAGAGACAGACGGUGCCGAAGUUGAUGGAGACGAAGAUCCGGACACGCGUGACGACGACCCGUUUGGGACACCGCACCAGUUUGAUGCAUUUCAUUUCAAUGCCCCAGCAGAUUACGACGAGGAAAUAGCUGCGUUUCAACAAGACGGCGCGUUUCAACAAGACGGCGCGUUCGAAAACGACAUAGACGACAGCGACGACGAAGAUACGACGAACGACGAACGACUAUUCGAUUGGAAAAUCGCACUCGAUUCCAUUUGCGACGCUCGUAUUUAUACGUUUGUGCACUUCUGUCUCGGAACGCCAGACUUUUCGCAUCUCACCGAACGUAUCGAUACGAAAAAACCGCAUGAAACAUCCGUCGCGACUGAGGAGGCUUGGAAACGCAUUAAAAUAGGCGUUUCAAAAAUGAUUCAAGUCGCCUUCAAAGAAGACAUCGAAAGCGAAGAGAAAAGCAACGCGGCUUUCAAACAACAGACGGCAAACGCCACUAUUACUUUGGCACGAGAAGAGAAAAUCGAGCAGAGAACGUUUUGCUGUGUGGACGACGACGAAAAUAUUCACGAGAUGGACAACGAGGACGAUGAAAUUGUACACGGCGAUAUCGUCAACGGCACCGCGAGAAGAACCAACAACAACGACAACAAUAAUAACGACGUUUCAAUGGACACUGAAAUCGACGACGACUACGAUGGUGAAGACGAGAAUGGAUUUUUUCCUCCUACGGUAACAAAUCGCGUUAUCGUGGAAAAGGCCUCCGCGCUCUUAGCUUUACUCACGCAACAUUGCGCGACGUUCCAGUCGGUGAACUUACUCGACAUCCCAGGCAGCGCUCAAAAGAAAUCCGCCACGAGUACGAAAACUACCACCAAUCUGGCAGCUUUUUCGCAUUUGAGUCAUUUCGGCGAUCGUGGGAGAGAAAAUCCGUUCUUUGAAUCGAACAUGUUUGCCACGAAAAUCGGAGGCUCGUGUAUGAUGCAACAUCUCGACUACUCGCGAGGUGACGAUGCGACGAUGUAUUUCGAUCAGAACAUUUCGAUGACCUCCUUGUUUAUGUUCGGGAUAGAAGAGGACAUCGCGUUAUCGUCCAGAAUAAGAAGACAGACGUUACGAUCUACGGACGCAUUUCGGAUGGGGCUGGACGCACUGAACUCGUCGACAAUGAACGAUACGAGAAACGUCUUUGACGUCUAUCGCGACGAGAUCGUGACGCGACUCAUCGAAUACUGGGACGAUAGCUUCGUUUUGUUUUUCAUGGCAAGAAGCGCAGCUGAGGCGACAAACUCAUCGACGAAGAAACGGAAGAGAAUAGAAAGUGCACAGUCGAUGUCGUCGUCUCGUCUCUCUGCUCGCCGGGUAAGUCAAAGACGAACCAACUCGUCGCCCGGCGUUGAAAAAGAAGAGAGAAUAAUCGAUAACGCUUUGCGCGCGUUCAAAACGGAUAUGCAACAACGAUUCGCUUCCUGGCUUACCAAAUCUGAAGAGCAAAAACAUAACAAAACUGCUCGCAUCGAACGAAACAACGCGAGAAAGUUCCAAAAGCUUUCAUCGGCGGUUUCAAAGCUGUUCCAACGCGGCGAGAUUUUUCAGCGCGAUAUCAACCGAGUCACAAACUACAUCGCUUCAGCCGUGAAAUCCAAGGACAUCUGGUCCUUGAAGAAUAAAAUCUUUAACGACGCAAUCGAAACGUGCGCAGAAGAGAUGGUAAUGGUUGGUUGUGGUGACGCGUCGUGCUGCCCGCCAAAAUUACACGAAGUUUUAAGAGAGAAAGUGUUGAAAUUGGCCAAGAUUGGCUACGCAGCGAUGAGUGUCAUUGUCGAACGCGAAGACGAUAAGAUGAACAACAAGGAUCCGUCCGGGGAAAUCGUUGUCCCGCACUCUUGGACGCUUUGA